GCUGAGGACAGGGUGUGAACGACACUGACGAUAAAUUAGCUUGUUCCAAUUAGCCACAAAAGCACUACAUUGUGGGGUCACUUGAGGUCAGACCGCCUGGGCUCUACGUGCUCGGUGACCAGUACAACGCACCGCCUUCUCGACAACACCAACAACAAUGUCCUGUGGCUGUGUUUCGCCGGCGAGGCUUGCCAAACUCCUGGUCUGAAAUGUGCCAUAAUGAUACACUACACCACAGUCAGAAAAGUCAACUGACACUGCGCAGUGGUUUUGCGGGCGAUGUUUACUUCAGUGUUUAAAGUUGAGUUUGAUGACAGCACCCAUCAGAGAUUGAGUCGAAGACAGAGACGUUCAGGGGGAGAAACCUCUUGGAGCGGCUCUGAGGAAGGAGACAAGAGAAUCCUUUUUCUUGCAUGAGAGCACAAAGAAUUUCUUUGAACCAUGAAGCGCAGUAAGAACCGUGGACACAAGGAGGACAGGAAUGGAGAUGAGCCGGCUAUUUUGGAGACAGAGAACCUCGGCAUGUUCACGGGAGGAGGCCCCGACCCUGACACCAUCUCCCUGGCCUCAGUCACAGCCGUCACCACCAAUGUGUCUAAUAAGAGAUCAAAGCCAGACAUCAAGAUGGAGCCCAGCUCUGGAAGACCAGUGGAUUAUCAAGUGAGUGUGACAGUGAUUGAGGCCAGACAGCUGGUGGGACUGAACAUGGACCCGAUGGUCUGCGUGGAGAUCGGAGACGAUAAAAAGUACACCUCAAUGAAAGAGUCGACCAACUGCCCAUACUACAAUGAAUAUUUUGUGUUUGACUUCCACGUCCCUCCUGAUGUUAUGUUUGACAAAAUCCUGAAGUUGUCUGUGAUCCACUCCAAAAAUCUACUGCGCAGUGGGACACUGGUUGGAACUUUCAAACUAGACGUGGGCACGAUCUAUUCCCAGCCAGAGCAUCAGUUUUAUCACAAAUGGGCUCUGUUGUCCGACCCCGACGACAUCACGGCCGGAUGCAAAGGCUACGUUAAAUGCGACGUUGCCGUCGUGGCUAAAGGCGACACUAUAAAAACUCCACACAAAGCCAAUGAGUCUGACGAGGACGACAUAGAUGGCAACCUCUUGCUACCAGAGGGCGUGCCUGCAGAGCGGCAGUGGGCACGUUACUACCUGAAGAUCUACAGAGCCGAGGGACUCCCCAGAAUGAACACCAGCAUCAUGGCCAACGUCAAAAAGGCCUUCAUUGGAGAAAACAAGGACCUGGUCGAUCCGUACGUCCAAGUGCAGUUCGCUGGGCAGAAGGGCAAGACGUCAGUCCAGAAGAGCUGCUACGAGCCCAUCUGGAACGAGCAGAUCGUUUUCACUGAGAUGUUUCCACCGCUGUGCAAACGCAUGAAGAUCCAGCUCCGCGACUCUGACAAAGUGAACGAUGUUGCAUUGGGAACACACUUCUUAGACCUACGGAACAUUUCCAACGAUGGAGACAAAGGCUUCCUCCCCACACUGGGACCAGCCUGGGUGAACAUGUACGGCUCCACUCGCACCUACACCCUGAUGGACGAGUACCAGGAGUUGAACGAAGGGCUCGGAGAGGGGGUGUCCUUCAGGGCCCGCCUCCUCAUCAGCCUGGGUGUGGAGAUCCUGGACACCUCCUCGCCCGAAAUCACCAGCUCCACAGAGGUGCAGCUGGAGGGAGUGCCCAACAUCUCCGAGACCGCCACUGGAAAGGUUGAGGAGUUUUUCCUCUUUGGGUCUUUCCUGGAGGCCACAAUGGUUGACAGAAAGAUUGGUGACAAGCCAAUCAGCUUCGAGGUCACUAUAGGUUACUACGGAAACGAGAUCGAUGGAGCCAUCAAGCCCAGAUCGAAGGGGAAGAAGGGCGAUGGCGAUGAAGAGGAAACUGAACUGAUACACAACUCCAGCGAGGAGGAGCUGGACGACGACGGAGACCUCACUUCAGUGGCAACCACUCCACCCAUGAAACCUGUCAUCACAGACCGGAACUACUUUCAUCUUCCAUAUUUCGAGAGGAAGCCGUGCAUCUUCAUCAAGAGUUGGUGGCAGGAUCAGAGGAGGAGGCUGUACAACGCCAACAUUAUCGACAACAUUGCUGACAAACUGGAGGACGGACUCAACGAUGUGCAAGAGAUCAUCAAGACGGAGAAGACUUACCCUGAGCGCAGGCUUAGAGGCGUCCUCGAGGAACUCAGCCAAGGAUGCAGUCAGUUCCUCUCGCUGGCAAACCAGGACCAGAACCAGUCGGGCAGGACCAAACUCGACAGGGAGAGACUGAAGCUGUGCAUGUCAGAAGUGGAGGCCAUAGGUCAGCAAGCGAAGGCCAUGAGGUCUCAGGUGAAAAAAAGCACAGUGAGAGAUAAACUCAAGCUGUCCCAGAACUUCCUGACAAAGCUGCGCUUCCUGGCCGACGAGCCUCAACACAGCGUUCCUGAUGUUUUCAUAUGGAUGAUAAGCAACGGCAAGCGUAUCGCUUAUGCUCGUGUCCCUUCCAAAGACAUCCUCUUCUCCGGUAUAGAUGAAGAGAGGGGAAAGGACUGCGGCAAAGUCAAGACCAUCUUCCUCAGGAUUCCUGGUAAGAAAGGUUUUGGACCUGCCGGCUGGACGGUUCAGUCCAAGUUAGAGAUUUAUCUGUGGCUGGGUCUGACCAAGCAACGCAAAGACUACCUGAGCGGUCUGCCCAAUGGGUUUGAAGAAAACAAGCUGUCGAAGGGACCUGGGCUGCCCGCCUCGCCUCCCAUCAGCCUCACCUACAUGAUGAAACAGAUCUUCCAGCUGAGAGUCCACAUGUACCAGGCUCGUAGUCUGUUUGCUGCAGACAGCACAGGUCUGUCCGAUCCAUUCGCAAGAGUCUUCUUCUCCACACAGAGCCAAGUCACUGAGGUUCUGGCUGAGACUCUCUGUCCUACAUGGGACCAGCUGCUGGUUUUCGAGAACGUGGAGUUGUUUGGAGAAGCCUGCGAGCUGAGAGACGACCCUCCCAUCAUCGUCAUCGAACUCUAUGAUCAGGACACAGUGGGUAAAGCCGACUUCAUGGGCAGAACCUUCGCGAAGCCCGUGGUCAAGAUGGCGGAUGAGCACUACGGCCCCCCACGCUUCCCCCCCCAGCUGGAAUACUACCAGAUCUAUCGUGGGAACUGUACAGCUGGAGAAAUGCUGGCUGCCUUUGAACUGCUGCAGAUUGGCCCCAAUGGGAAAGCUGACCUUCCUCCCAUAGACGGUCCAACAGAUAUGGAACGUGGCCCCAUCAUGCCCGUGCCACUGGGGAUCAGACCGGUGCUCAGCAAGUACAGGAUUGAGGUUUUGUUCUGGGGCUUGAGGGACCUGAAGAGGGUGAAUCUGGCCCAGGUGGAUCGUCCUCGUGUGGACGUCGAAUGUGCCGGCAAAGGAGUUCAGUCCGCUGUCAUCCCCAACUACAGGAAAAACCCCAACUUCAGCACUCUUGUCAAGUGGUUUGAAGUGGAUCUGCCCGAGAACGAGCUGCUUCACCCUCCUCUGAACAUUCGAGUGGUGGACUGCAGAGCUUUUGGUCGCUACACUCUGGUCGGCUCGAACGCCGUCACCAGCCUGCGCAAGUUCAUCUACAGAGGAGCAGACAAGCAGGCCAACAACUGGACCGCUACAGAGGAGAUCAUUGUCGUUAGCAUGGAAACUGAGCCUACCUUUAAGAAGAUGGAGACCGUGGUCAAACUAGAGUCUUGCUCUGACGCUGUGGUCAAAGUUGAGGAUGAUGACAACGACAAGGGGAAGAAGAAGAAGAGGAAGAAGGGCGACGAGCCUGAAGAGGAGGAACUCGAUGAGAGCAUGCUCGACUGGUGGUCCAAAUAUUUUGCCUCCAUUGAAACUUUGACAGAGGCACUCAAGGCUCAGGAGGCAGCUCUGUCAGAUUCAGAGGACAAAGAUGACGCGGACAUUGCAGACGGUGGAGAUAUCAAACCCGAUGACUCUCCUGUGAAAGGCACCAAGAAAGGCAAAGGGAAAAAGAAGAAGGCGGUGGCCGAUCCGUUUGAGAGAAAAAAGCCGAAGCUGGACGAGCUGAAGGUGUAUCCGAAGGAGCUGGAGAGCAACUUUGACAACUUUGAGGACUGGCUGCACAGUUUCAACCUGUUCAGGGGAAAGGGCGGCGACGACGACGACCAAAAUGUGACGGAUGAGGACAGGAUUGUGGGAAAAUUCAAAGGCUCGAUGUGCAUGUACAAAGUGUCGGACGAUAUGCCCAGAGACAUGAGCUUCGACACCAACUUGGGAAUGUUUCAGAACAUUCCUCACAACGAUCCCAUCAACGUCCUAGUCCGCAUCUACGUCAUCAGGGCGACUGAUCUGCAUCCUGCAGACAUAAAUGGGAAAGCUGACCCCUACAUUGCAAUCAAACUGGGCAAAACAGAGAUAAGAGACAAAGAGAACUACAUCUCAAAGCAGCUGAACCCUCUGUUUGGCAAAUCUUUCGACGUGGAGGCCACGUUCCCGAUGGAUUCCACACUAACGGUGUCCAUCUAUGACUGGGACUUGGUGGGAACUGACGAUCUGAUUGGAGAAACCAAACUCGACCUGGAGAACCGCUUCUACAGCAAACACAGAGCCACGUGUGGCAUCGCCUCUAACUACGCCAUCCAUGGUUACAAUGUGUGGCGAGACCCGAUGAAACCCACACAUAUCCUGGCUAAGCUCUGCAAGGACGGCAAACUGGACGGGCCUCACUACGGCCCUGGAGGGAGAGUGAAGGUGGAGAACUGUGUCUUCAUGGCGCCGACUGAGAUAGAGGACGAAAAUGGUUUGAAGAAGCAGACGGAUGAACACCUUGCCCUGACUGUGCUGAAGCACUGGGAGGAAAUCCCAAAAGUCGGCUGCAAGCUCGUCCCAGAGCACGUGGAGACCAGACCGCUGCUCCACCCCGACAAACCGGGAAUCGAGCAAGGAAGAAUUGAGAUGUGGGUGGACAUGUUCCCCAAGGAUAUGACUGCACCGGGCCCUGCACUCGACAUUUCUCCAAGGAAACCAAAGAAGUUUGAACUGAGGGUGAUCGUUUGGAACACAGAUGAAGUCGUCCUAGAGGAUGACGAUAUCUUCACCGGAGAGAAAUCAAGCGACAUAUUUGUGCGAGGCUGGCUGAAGGGGCAGCAGGAGGACAAACAGGACACUGACGUCCACUACCACUCAAUCACCGGAGAGGGAAACUUCAACUGGCGCUUCGUCUACCCCUUCGACUAUCUCAUGGCAGAGGAGAAGAUCGUCAUCUCCAAAAAGGAGUCCAUGUUUGCCUGGGAUGAGACCGAGUACAAGAUCCCCGCUCGGCUUAAUCUGCAAGUGUGGGACGCUGAUCAUUUCUCUGCAGACGAUUUCCUGGGUGCAAUUGAGCUGGACCUGAACCGUUUCCCGCGCGGUGCGAAGACGGCCAAGCAGUGCACCAUCGAGAUGGUGACCAACGAGGCGGAGAUGCCCAUGGUCUCCAUCUUCAAACAGAAGAGGAUCAAGGGCUGGUGGCCGUUCGUGGCCAGAAAUGAAGAGGAUGAGUUUGAGCUCACGGGAAAAGUGGAAGCAGAGCUGCACCUUCUGACAGGAGAGGAGGCAGAGAAAAGCCCCGUUGGUGAAGGACGAAACGAGCCAGAUCCUCUAGAGAAACCCAACCGUCCCGACACCAGCCUUCUGUGGUUCCUCACUCCCUUCAAAGCCAUAAAACACUUGGUCUGCAACCAGUACAAGUGGCUGGCCAUCAAGAUUUUCACUGCUCUGGUGGUGCUGGCUAUGCUGGCUCUUUUCCUCUACAGCAUGCCUGGUUACAUGGUCAAGAAAAUGCUGGGAGUCUGAGGUGUUGCUCAGACACUUCUGCAGAAGGUUCCAGCAGUUUCAUAAAAACAAAACAAAAAAAAAACACACUUUCUGUCACUCAUCCAUCAUUUCUAUCCACAUUUUCUCUACAAUUUUAACAUUUUAAACUCUUUUUAUAUGAUUUAAAUAGGGAAUGCGCUGUCAAUACAUUUAUAAUCUUCUCAAAGUUACUUUAUUGAUUAGAUUUUAUAGACAUUUUAUUCUUCGGGAAACAAAAAAAAAAGCUCAGUUAAUAGACAGUUUAUCCACAUUUUCAGCUUAAAGUGAAACACUGGAUUAAUUUUGAACCAUUCUGUUUGAAGUUGAAGGUUGGAAGCAGAGUCUUAAUUUGUAGCUGUAAUAUUCACAUCAAGUUUAAGUGGAGAGAAUGAGCCAGUGAGGAGUCAGACGUCAAAGCAGCAUUAGCGACGCUCAGACAUGAAACUGGAAGCAGACAAGUAUAAAAUAGAUGUUUAAGAGACGAGAGGUGAGAAACAAAGACUACUUAAAUAUACGGGAACUUCCUCUUACUAGCUGUGUUGCUUCGUUGGCUUUGGCUUGUUAAUUUCUUUUUCUUUUCUUUCUUUUUUUUUUUUUUUUAACAAUCCUCACUC
This is a messenger RNA of Mugil cephalus (flathead mullet), 6419 nucleotides long. RefSeq names its product otoferlin-like. The transcript is spliced from 45 exons. Gene Ontology annotation, molecular function: AP-2 adaptor complex binding; calcium ion binding. The record is from RefSeq and is a predicted model, not a curated record. Lineage: Eukaryota; Metazoa; Chordata; Actinopteri; Mugiliformes; Mugilidae. Gene Ontology annotation, biological process: plasma membrane organization; synaptic vesicle priming. Gene Ontology annotation, cellular component: synaptic vesicle membrane; presynaptic active zone membrane. The coding region runs from base 442 to 5805 and encodes 1787 amino acids.